AUGAUCCUCUCUUUUCUCGCCGCCCUGGCCAUCUCACUCUACGUCGCAUCGACCACGGCCCACUCAUGGAUCGAGGCAGCUUACAGGAUCGACGCCAGCACGCGCAAGUUCGUCGGAGCGCCGGGUUACCCUCGCGGGGGUAACUUUCGUCGUCUCAGCGCGGAGACGGGCCUGACCGACGCCGAGUACGUCUACCGCAUCCCGGAGAACGGGCAGUACACGGGGCAGGAGAACAUCAACCAGCGGCCCGUCGAGGCCAACCGCCCGGACGAAACGCUCGAGGCCUCCCCCGGCGACCGCAUCGCCGUCCUCCACCUGGAGAACGGCCACGUCAGCUACCCGCAGGAGGGCCGCCCCCUCAACGGCGGCACCGUGUACAUCUACGGCACGUCGCAGCCCACCGACGCCGACAAGCUCACCGACGUCCACCUGGCCUGGAACGAGGCCGGCACGGGCGGCGACGGCCGCGGCCGCCUGCUGGCCACGCGCAACUUCGACGACGGCCAGUGCUACGAGGGCAACCCGUCGUCCCAGGUGGCGACGACGCGCGCCGCCGCCGUCGGCUCCGACGCCUCCACCUCGAUGGACUGCCAGUCCGAGAUCCAGCUGCCCGACGACCUCGCGGUGGGCUCCAACUACACCAUCUACUGGUACUGGGACUGGCCCCUCCUCGACACCGCCAAGAUCGACAUGGACGGCACCAAGCAGGGGCUCUACCCGUGGAUGGGCACCUUCGUCCAGGGAGAGGAGGACCCCCGCGGCUUCACCGCCGACAUGAUCGCCUCCAACGAGAGCUACGCGAGCACCAUGGACAUCAGCAUCGUCGAAAAGUCCGACUACGCCUCCCAGAGCCUGCCCGCCGACGAGGCUGCCCUCUCGGCCGUCUACAGGACCGCCAUAGAGGCACAGAUGAAGACCGCGUUCGACGUCAAGGUCCCCGUCAUCGAGCCGGUCGGCAGCGGCGGCGGCAGCGACACCACAACCUCUCCUGCCGCUACAGGGACGACGGCGGCGACGACGCCCACGACGCCCACGACCCCCGUCCAGGCCACACCAACCGAUGUCGUCAGCGCCGCCACCGUCACCGUCACGCAGACCGUUACCGCCCCGGCACAGACGUCGGUCGCACAGGCUGAGGCUGCUGCCCCGGUUACCGUCACGACCACCGUCACGGAACCGUGUCACGAGUCCGUCACGACGCCCACGUCUACACAGACCGUCAUCGAGAUGGAGACACAAUAUGCUACCGUCUACGUCGACGAGACUACCACUGCCAUGGCUACGCCUACGGCCCGUCGUAUCCGUCGGUCAGACUGGACUUUUGGAACGUCUUAG
Messenger RNA from Geosmithia morbida, 1335 nucleotides. RefSeq lists its product as uncharacterized. NCBI's taxonomy places the organism in Eukaryota, Fungi, Ascomycota, Sordariomycetes, Hypocreales, Bionectriaceae. Bases 1 to 1335 code for a protein of 444 amino acids. The transcript is spliced from 2 exons. The record is from RefSeq and is a predicted model, not a curated record.